CCCAAACCUCAGAUGAUGGCAUCAGAUGGAGCAUCUCCAUUGCCGGGACCUGAUGUGGCAGUGAAACCUGGUGCUGGCCUACCUCCUUUCACUACGCUUCCUUUUGCCCCACCUGCUCCUGCUCCACCUUACCAACCCCUCUGGGAACCAUCUCCACAGCCCCCCAUACCUCCAGCAUUCUCUCCAGGCAACCCUCUGAUGCUCUCUGCUUUCCCUAGCCCACUACAGAUGACAGGAGAUGGGGACUCUGGCCCCAAUGUGGCUGGGGCUGGCCAGGUCAUUGUGAAAAUCAAGACAGAAGGGGGGCCAGCCGAGGCCUCUCAGGCUCAGAACUUUAUCCAUACUCAAAAGGCCCUAAAUUGGAUUGCCUCAGGUACUCUCUAUGGGGUCCCAGAGGGGCCUCCUCCUCCUCUGUAUGUGACAGGUUCUAAUGUGAAGACCAUUCUGCCCACUGUGGCUGUUGGAGUGAGUCCAGAGGCCUCUGCAGGACUUCCUCUGCAGACGCUACCAUUAGCUGCCCAACUGGCUCCCACAGCAUCCCUGGAAAAGGCUUGGCCAGGAACACAAGCAGCAAUGGGGGAAGGAGGUACUGCGGCUUCCCUGAAGCCCUCCCAAGGUGGCCUUGCCUAUGCCUCCACGGGUGUUUAUGAGAACUAUCGUCGCUGGCAGCGCUACAAAGCUUUGGCUCGGACGCACCUAUCCCAAAGUCCUGAUGCAGAAGCACUUUCCUGCUUUCUUAUCCCAGUGCUUCGUUCACUGGCCCGGCUGAAGCCCACUAUGACCCUGGAGGAGGGACUGCCGAGGGCUGUGCAGGAGUGGGAGCGCACCAGCAACUUUGACAGGAUGAUUUUUUAUGAGAUGGCAGAGAAGUUCAUGCAGUUUGAAGCUGAGGAGGAGAUGCAGUUACAGAAUGCACAGCUGAUGAAUGGAUCCCCAGGCCUGUCACCUGUACCCCCUUUGAAACCUGACCCUCCAGGGUCCCUGGUGCCUGAGGCUUGCCAGCAGCCAGUGUAUAUUCCAAAGAAGGCAGCCUCCAAGACACGGGCUCCCCGCCAGCGGCAACGCAAACCUCAAAGGCCUCCAGUUCCUGAGGCACCCAAGGAGAUCCCACCAGAAGCUGUGCAGGAGUAUAUUGACAUCAUGGAAGGGCUGAUGGGGAGUCACCUGGACACUGGAAAGUCAGAGGAAGAAGAGGAGCAGCAGGAGAAUGAAGAAAUGUAUCCAGACCCAAGUCUUCUGAGCUACAUCGAUGAGCUAUGUUCUCAGGAGGUAUUUGUCUCCAAGGUGGAGGCGGUCAUUCACCCUCAAUUUCUGGCAGACCUGCUGUCCCCAGAAGAGCAGAGAGAUCCUUUGGCUUUAAUUGAGGAGCUAGAGCAAGAGGAAGCACUCACUCUUGCCCAGCUGGUCCAGAAGCGACUCUUGGCCUUGGAGGAGGACGAUGCACAGGCACCUCCAAGUUGCAGUGGAACUCAGUCAGACUCAAGUCCUUCUGCUGCCAAUGAAGAUGAAGAUGGGGGUCGGAGGCCUCGGCCUUUACUGGGGCCUCAGGGGGCUGAGAAUAGUGUUUGCACUGGAAAGUCUGUUUCUUCAGGCAAGCAGGCAAGCGAGAUGCACAAUGGGCAGGAACUAGCCCUAGGUGGUCCAAGGGGGAUACACAAGGAUGGAAACACUCUGCCAUCCUCUAGCUGGGACCUGCAGCUAGAACUCACAACUUCACAGGGAAUGGAAGCACCCUUGAGUAUGGAAAGAGGGCCUGGGGAGUUUAUAAAACAGCUAUCUGCACAUCAUGAUGGCCACCUGGGAGGUGCUGGGUCCCCUGGAAACUACCCAGUAGCAGACAGGACUUCAGAGGCUUUACCAUUUUGUUGGCAAGAAAGCCCUCAUCCCAUGACAGACCCCAGUUUAGAUGUUGGAUUUAUAGAACCAGCUCCUUUGCAAGGACACGGGUUAGAAAACCAGGCUUUGGGGUUGCAGAUAGGACAACCAAUAGAGAAAGUUGGAAUGUUUACACAAGGGAGAGAACCGUCAGCAGUGUCCCAGGAAGGCUCUUCAAUAUCUAUGUGGGGAGAUGACAGAGGUCCCCCCAUGGUUCAGAGUUAUGAUCAGAACCUUUCUUCUGGAGCAGCCUGCAACCUAGACAGCAUUCCUCUCAGUCCAAGACUUUGGCUGAGCGGUGGGAUAGAAGCCAUAGGCACAGAGUUGCCCUUACAAAUCGAAACGGUCAUAGAGAACAUCCAAGAUGAGGAAUACAUAAAGGAGCACCAGGCAUUGAGCUCCAGAAACAGUGUUUCUCUAGGUCCUAGAAAAACCUCAGUAUCUGAGAAUGUGGGGAACGGUGUGGUUCCUUGCAGAGGCACAGAUGCCCUAGAAAAGACAGGAUCUCUUAUGGGCAAUAGUCCAGCUUCGAGGUCCAGCGAAAGUAUAGAACAGAGUUCUGAGACUAUACAGGAUCCCAGUGAUCUGUGGGCUAAUGCUUGCUCUCCUGUGCUGGAAGAAAUUGGUACCUCCACACUGGGUUCUUCCAAUGACACCAUGUUGCCUACAAGCCAAGGUGAUCUCUUUAUCCUUGAGACCAAGGACACCUCCUCUUUUUGCCAGGCAAGCCAAGAGGCAGAGAGCAGAGGCAAUCCACUUUUUCCUCUGUUGGAAACCACAGAAGAUGUCAACAUACUAGAUGUUAGAAAUGACAGUGGCCCCCAAACAGGAGUCCACAAGGAUUCCUGCCCAUCAAAUUUUAAUUCUUUUGAUUUCCAAGGAGAGGGCAGGGAAGACACUAUUUCAUCCAAAUCUAAUGACCUUGUUUCUUUACAAAGCAAUCAAGAAUCUUACACACUUGAGAGCCCCAAAUCAACAUCUUGUCAGGGCCUCGGAAGUACUUCCCCUACCUGGGAAAUCAGGGAUGCUUCAGUUCUGAGAGAAAUCUCUACUAGAGAAACACGGAAGUCAGUAGACAGGGCCAAAAGAAGUAAGGAAGAGAAAGAAAAAGAUGAACUGUCCGACUUCUCCUACCUUUUGGCCUCAAAACUUUGCUUAUCUUCAUGGGGGCUUCCCCUCAGUUCUUGUCAUGCCUCUGAAGCUCAGGGAAUUCAGCAAACAUCCCACCCCUCUGCUGAACCAGGUGACCUUGGCCAACCUCCACCCCUUGCCAAGUCGGAGAAACAAAUUCUAGUUGGGGGUCCGGCCUCUGCUGUAGAAACUCAGCCAGCUCAGCUUAAAGGUUUUGGGCAGAAAACCCUUACUCUAGGAGUAGUACAACAUCCACAGCCUUGUAAAAGGCGACGUGACAAUUCUGUCACAAGCAAAAGGAAGAAACGACACCAGAACCAGUAG
This is a messenger RNA of Nannospalax galili (Upper Galilee mountains blind mole rat), 3330 nucleotides long. RefSeq names its product NUT midline carcinoma family member 1 (gene Nutm1). The transcript is spliced from 7 exons. Bases 13 to 3330 code for a protein of 1105 amino acids. The record is from RefSeq and is a predicted model, not a curated record. Lineage: Eukaryota; Metazoa; Chordata; Mammalia; Rodentia; Spalacidae.